AUGAUCUCGAGACCACCUUCUCUGGAUGAUUUGGGAUCAGCAACUACAGAGUACAUUUCGAUGGGAAUUUCCGGCAUUAGAUUCAAUCGUAGAUGGGGUAAUCCUGAUGAUAUCGAUUUCAAACUACAAACUGUCUCACCGGGUUUACCAAUCCCUCCUUCGGCCACCGUUUCAGCUCUGAGCGAUCAGAUCGAGCUUGGAGAGUAUUAUCGAUUGAGUCUGAAUCCUACUAUUACAACUUCAUCAGGAAAUGCAUUGUUCACACUCAGUCCGAUUGAUACCGCUGAUGAUCGUACUCUGACCAAAUGGAAUCAAGGAUUGCUCUCUUCCGUUGUUUUGGAGGAGAAUAUGGUAAGAGCGAUUGGAAGACAAUACGGUUCUGAUCCAGGUGAGGGCGAAUUAAUCGAUGGUCCGAUAUUUUGUAUUCCCAAUAAACCACAAGUCCUUCCUUCCAAUGUGGCAGGAUAUCAAUUACCUAACGUCGACCAAGGAAGUGCUCAAGUGACAAUCACCUUUUCCUCGAGUAGAGGAUCUCAAGAGAUUUUCCCAACUUUCAAAUGUAUUUCCAUCGCUAAUCCCCUUGGAGAAUCUUCGAAUCCGAAUCAAUCGCGUCUAUCAGUUUGGUCUAAUGACGAAGACAACGCUUUUGAGCUGAUCCAACAGGUAUUUCCCGGAAGAAAAUUCAGGACUCAAUUAUGUUACGAUAAAUAUGGUAAUCAGUCUUACAAUGAUUUAGCUCUAGAGUUGAGAAAAGACGAUACCGAUGGAGGUCACAGACAAAACGACGAAGAUCUCAUUAGCUUAUACAACUUCGCGAUAAGUACUCAUUUCGAUAAAGCCCUUACAGAGGAUCAUCGAAUCCGGAAAGGGCAAGGGACUGGCGAAGUAACUGGUAUAGUGAAAUUCGAAAGGAGAAACGGGGGGAAGAGUAACUUUUCUCUAUAG
Kwoniella botswanensis is the source of this 945-nucleotide messenger RNA. RefSeq lists its product as uncharacterized. NCBI's taxonomy places the organism in Eukaryota, Fungi, Basidiomycota, Tremellomycetes, Tremellales, Cryptococcaceae. The transcript has 2 exons. The record is from RefSeq and is a predicted model, not a curated record. The coding region runs from base 1 to 945 and encodes 314 amino acids.